Molecule: messenger RNA, 2732 nt
Organism: Camelina sativa (false flax)
Lineage: Eukaryota; Viridiplantae; Streptophyta; Magnoliopsida; Brassicales; Brassicaceae
Product: receptor protein kinase-like protein At4g34220
Biological process (GO): protein phosphorylation
Molecular function (GO): protein kinase activity; protein binding; ATP binding
Source: RefSeq, a predicted model, not a curated record
AUAAAGAUUAUUAUACAAAAUUUUGCGGACAUUUUUACGAACUUCGAAAAAAGACAAAGUACUAAAUGAGAAAUAUCUACGACAAAAAGAAUAAAAGAAUAACCUGUUGACAAAAAAUUAAAAAUAAAUAAAUGACCAACCCCUCUUUUUAUCUCUUAUACAAACCUCACCCUCUCUAAAGCAGAACCUCAUAGUUUUGCUUUGCUCCAAUAUCUUAUAAAUUUGGUGAACAGAACAAUCAUUACUUGCAGUGGUUCACCCUCUCUCUCUCUAUCUCUCUGUCUCUCUAUCAUAAGAACUCAUAAGCAUUACUCAGAGAAAAGAGAAAACCUAAGAACUCAAACCAUGACUUCCAUCAGAAGCAACCUCCUCUUCCAUCUUCUUCUUCUUCUCCCUUCAUUACUCCAAGCUCUUAACACAGAUGGUGUUGCUUUACUCUCUUUCAAAUAUUCCAUCCUCAAUGACCCUCUCUCAGUUCUACGCAACUGGAACUACGACGAUGAAACACCAUGCUCUUGGACCGGUGUUGCCUGUACAGAGCUUGGGAGUCCCAAAACCCCAGGUUUGCUUAGAGUGACAAGCUUGGUUCUUCCCAAUAAACAGCUCCUGGGUUCUGUCUCUCCCGACUUGUUUUCGAUACUACAUCUAAGGAUAUUGGACCUCUCCAACAAUUUCUUCCAUGGGUCACUGCCGGAUUCAGUGUCUAACGCUACUGAGCUUCGUGUUCUGUCUCUUGGGAACAACAAGGUUUCUGGUGAAGUGCCUAGUCUUAUCAGCAACGUGGCUAGUCUACAGCUCUUGAAUCUCUCUGCUAACGCCUUCACCGGCAAAAUCCCUCCCAAUCUCCCACUUCUCAAGAAUCUUACAGUCAUUUCCUUGGCAAAGAACUCCUUUUCAGGCAAUAUUCCAAGUGGGUUUGAAGCAGUACAGGUUCUAGACAUCUCCUCAAAUCUUCUAGACGGAUCUCUUCCUCCUGAUUUCGAGGGACCAAGUCUACAUUACCUCAACCUAUCACACAAUCAAAUCUCCGGCGUGAUUUCUCCAGCUUUCAGCGAGAAAUUUCCAGCAAGCACCAUCCUCGAUCUCUCCUUCAACAAUCUAACAGGACCAAUCCCUGGUACACCACCAUUGCUUAACCAAAAGACUGAGUCCUUUUCUGGUAAUAUAGGCUUGUGUGGGCAACCAUUGAGAACUCCUUGUUCAAUCCCUUCUACUCUAUCAGACCCACAAAAUAUCUCUGAAACUACUUCACCAGCAAUAGCAGUCAUGCCCAGAAAUCCAAUACCAACAACUCCAUCAGUAGAAUCACCAAAUGAAACAGCCAAAAGCAAACUAAAGCCAAGCACAAUCGUAGGUAUUACACUUGCAGAUAUAGCUGGUCUAGCUAUCAUAGCUAUGUUCAUCCUAUACAUAUACCAGAUCAAGAAACGUAGAAGCUCCAAAGAAUACAGCACUUUCAGCGUCUUACAAAAAUGUCUGGAGAAAAACGAUACAUUACCAGUCAAGAAAUCGAAACACAACAACAUAGUCACAGCCUCAGAGGUCACGAAAUCACCAGCUACAAAAACUGGAUGUGGUUUGUGGAUAAUUCGUGGGUAUGAUGACACAACGUCUGCAUCAUCCGAGAGCGACGUAGAGAACCAGCUGCAAGACAAGAAACCGAUUGAGGUAUUUAAUCGAACAAGUGGUGGGCGAGAAAAAGGCAACACUGAAACAAAACUAGUGACGGUCGAUGGAGAGACUCAGCUAGAGCUAGAUACACUGCUAAAGGCAUCAGCUUACGUACUUGGUACAAGCAGAAACGGCGGAAUCGUGUACAAAGCCGUGUUAGAGAACGGCUCAGCUUUUGCGGUGCGGCGGAUCGGAGCGGAGUGUUGUACGGUGACGAAGUUUAAAGAAUUCGAAAAGGAGGUUCUCUGUAUCGCUAAACUUCGUCACCCAAAUCUCGUUAGGGUUCGUGGCUUCGUCUGGGGUAACGAAGAGAAGCUUCUCAUCUCCGACUAUGUCCCAAAUGGGACUCUACCUCUCUCCUCCAUCUCCGCUAAAUCAGGCUCGUCUUCACAGAAUCCUCUCUCGUUUGAGGCAACGCUCAAGAUAGCAAAGGGCAUAGCUAGAGGAAUGGCGUACAUCCACGACAAGAAGCAUGUGCACGGCAACAUCAAGCCAAAUAAUAUUCUCUUGGACUCCGAGUUUGAGCCUGUAAUUACUGAUAUGGGACUUGAUCGUCUUAUGACACCGGCUCAUUCACUCACGGAUGGACCAAUGUCGAGCUCACAGCAUCAUCCACCAGAGUGGUCGGCUAGCCAGAAACCAAAUCCUAAAUGGGAUGUUUAUUCCUUUGGUGUGAUACUCUUGGAGCUUCUCACGGGCAAAGUUUUUUCGGUUGAUCGUGAUCUUGUUCGUGAUUAUGAGACCGAUGAGAAAACUUGGUUUUUGAGGUUGGUUGAUGGGACAAUUAGGGUUGAGGUGGCUCGCCGCGAAGAUGAGGCCGUCGCUUGCUUUAAGUUAGGCUAUGGUUGUGUCUCUUCCUUGCCUCAAAAGCGACCGUCUAUGAAGGAUGUGGUGCAAGAGCUAGAAAAAUUGUUUGUUUAAUUGUACUUUAUUCAAAUUUAGAAAGAUUGCGUAAAUUUGUUGCAAUGCAAAUGGAUUACUUUGCAUCUUUUGAAUUGUUGUUUAAUUUUUUUUUUUUAUAAUUUGUUUUUAAAGAAAGUAUCAUGUAUAAGUGAAAUCAU